CGCUUUCUCCGUUGCUGGACGACGAUGGAUUUGGUUUUUUCCUUUUUAUUUUAUUUUAUGAAAAUGUCGUUUCGUCGGUGAGAGAAUUAAGUUUUUUCCACAUUACAUACCUCCCUCUUCAGCUACACAAGUCAAAAAUAUAAUCUCCGUCUGAUUGGAUCCCAUUGGUCAUGUGAUCAAAUAUUAUCUUUUCUGUUCCAUUUGCAGCUAGCCGCAGAAUCAUUCAUGUCAACACAUCAACAGUCCUGAGAGCUGAUAGGUUCGUAGCUUCUUGAAGUGGUUAAGAGAGUUUAUAUUUGCUCUGAUAUCGUAUAAGAAAAAGAAUUCAAAGAAGCAUCAUUUCUUCGGGAAGAAGAUGGAGGGUGAGAUUGGAAACUUCAUCAAGGUAUGGCUCUCAGUUUACCUAUCUCUAUGCUACUGCUAUGCAAUUGCUAAGUUUGUGCCAAAGGGAGUUCCAAGACUUUUGCUCAUAAUUCCAAUCGUGUCCCUCUUCCUAUACCUCCCUCUCCACCUCUCCUCCCUCCAUCUCGGCGGCACCACCGCUUUCUUCAUUUCUUGGCUUGCAAACUUCAAGCUCUUGCUUCUCGCUUUCGGCAAAGGCCCUCUCUGCUCCGACCCUUCGAUAUCUCUUCUCCGUUUCGUGGCGGUUGCUUGCUUACCCAUCAAAAUCCAGCAAAACCCGUAUUCAAAAACCCAAAACAAAGAAAACCCAGCCCCGAAAAUAACCAAAAAUGGAACAAAAUCCCCAUUAAACUACGCAGUUAAAGUCCUACUCUUUGCCUUGUUGGUUAAGCUAUAUGACUACAAGGAGCACAUUCAUCCAAAGCUCUUAUGGAUCAUGUAUUGCUUCCACAUAUACUUCGCCUUGGAAAUAAUCCUAGUCAUCGCCGCCACGUUGGCUCGAGCGCUUCUGGGGCUGGAGCUUGAGCCCCAAUUCAACGAGCCUUACCUCUCGUCCUCGCUCCAGGACUUCUGGGGUAGGCGAUGGAACAUCAUGGUCACCAGCAUCCUGCGCCCAACCGUGUAUGAGCCUAUCCUCGCGCUAGCAACUCGUGUGGUCGGGCGCAGGUGGGCUUCUCUCGCCGGCGUGAUGGGGACGUUUGUGGUGUCCGCAAUCAUGCACGAGCUCAUAUUCUACUACCUGGGCAGGACGCGGCCCACUUGGGAGAUCACGUGGUUCUUCCUCCUCCACGGGGCGUGCUUGAUGGCUGAGAUCGGCGUCAAGAAGGCGGUCGGGAAACGGAAGAAGCUGCAGCUGCCGAGGUCAGUGUCCGGGCCGUUGACCGUCGCGUUUGUGACGGCCACCGUGUUUUGGCUCUUCUUUCCUCCUCUGCUGCGGUGUAAGGCAGACGUGAGGGCAUUGGAGGAGUACGCGGCUGUUGGUGCGUUUGUGAAGCAUAUCGGCCAUGCUUUCGCUUCUACAGCGGUGAACGCAACAGCGACAAUAACAAGAACCUCGUAAUAAAAGCAGACUUGUGGUGGAGAAAUUUUUAAAUGUCAUCGGUAGACGGGUUGGUAUAAUAUGUAUUACCAUACAAAUAGGAAGAUAUUUGUUUUAAAAUAUUAAUAACUUAAAAAAUAAAAUUUUUUUAAUGAUAGUUUUAGUAGUUGACAUUGUAUUAACGAAAGCUACAACUUUAAUAAUUUUUAAAUAGAUUAUUUCCCAUUCGAUCA
Pyrus x bretschneideri (Chinese white pear) is the source of this 1674-nucleotide messenger RNA. Its product is annotated as acyl-CoA--sterol O-acyltransferase 1. The transcript has a single exon. NCBI's taxonomy places the organism in Eukaryota, Viridiplantae, Streptophyta, Magnoliopsida, Rosales, Rosaceae. The coding region runs from base 356 to 1462 and encodes 368 amino acids. The record is from RefSeq and is a predicted model, not a curated record. Gene Ontology annotation, biological process: lipid metabolic process.